Messenger RNA from Ceraceosorus guamensis, 303 nucleotides. RefSeq lists its product as hypothetical. The record is from RefSeq and is a predicted model, not a curated record. The transcript has 3 exons. NCBI's taxonomy places the organism in Eukaryota, Fungi, Basidiomycota, Exobasidiomycetes, Ceraceosorales, Ceraceosoraceae. The annotation marks the transcript as partial. Gene Ontology annotation, biological process: protein import into mitochondrial intermembrane space. Gene Ontology annotation, cellular component: mitochondrial intermembrane space. Gene Ontology annotation, molecular function: protein-disulfide reductase activity.
GGCAAGCUGAAUUGGGACUGUCCCUGCUUAGGAGGCAUGGCUUAUGGACCGUGCGGAGAGCAGUUCAAAAAGUCGUUCUCGUGCUUCGUCUUCUCCGAGACAGAACCGAAAGGCAAAGACUGCAUCGAGUCGUUCAUCGAGAUGCAAGCUUGCUUCCUCGAACAUCCAGAGGUGUAUGCUGAAGAGUUGAAGGAUGAAGAGUGGGAUGAGGCGCAGGAAGCGAGCGGGGCUACGGGUGCGGGUGCGGGUGCGGCCCUAGACGAUGACUCCGGAACGCCCGAGGCAGCUUCGGCUACGGCAUAA